Molecule: messenger RNA, 1833 nt
Organism: Lottia gigantea (owl limpet)
Lineage: Eukaryota; Metazoa; Mollusca; Gastropoda; Lottiidae
Exons: 10
Coding region: 1-1833 (610 amino acids)
Biological process (GO): microtubule-based movement
Molecular function (GO): microtubule motor activity; microtubule binding; ATP binding
Source: RefSeq, a predicted model, not a curated record
AUGACAUCAGAAUGUGUAAAAGUAAUAGUAAGAUGUCGGCCCAUGAAUCAACGAGAAAAAGACCUCAACUGCAAAGAUGUCAUCAAAAUGGAUAAUGAGAGAGGUUUAUGUACUAUCACAAAUCCAAAUGAUUCUAAGGCACCUCCUAAACACUUUACUUUUGAUGGUUCCUAUUUUACCGAUUCCACCACAGAACAGAUUUAUAAUGAUAUAGCUUAUCCUUUAGUUGAGGGUGUAACAGAAGGUUAUAAUGGAACUAUAUUUGCAUAUGGUCAAACAGGAUGUGGUAAAUCGUUUUCGAUGCAAGGUAUUACUAAUCCUGCUACACAGAGAGGUAUUAUACCAAGGGCUUUCGAUCAUAUAUUUGAAACAGUUUCAGUUACGGAUGGUACUAAGUUUUUAAUACAUGCCUCAUAUCUGGAAAUCUAUAAUGAAGAAAUUCGAGAUCUGUUAGGCCAAGAUGUGAAAGCUAAAAUGGAAUUACAUGAACAUCCUGAAAAAGGAGUUUAUGUUAAUGGGUUAUCAAUGCACGCUGUACACAAUGUCAUUGAAUGUCAGAAAGUUAUGGAUAAAGGCUGGAAGAACAGAGCUACAGGAGCAACUCUGAUGAAUGCUGACUCUUCUAGAAGUCACUCAAUCUUUUCAAUAUAUCUGGAAAUGGCUAAUACAGAUGAAGCUGGAGAGGAACAUAUUAGAGCUGGCAAAUUAAAUCUUGUUGAUUUAGCUGGAAGUGAGAGACAGGGAAAGACUGGUGCAACUGGUGAUCGUCUAAAAGAGGCAACCAAGAUCAAUUUAUCACUAUCAGCUUUGGGUAACGUCAUAUCAGCAUUGGUAGAUGGUAAAUCUAAACAUAUACCAUACAGAGACUCUAAAUUAACACGUCUGCUUCAAGAUUCAUUAGGUGGUAAUACUAAAACUAUGAUGGUGGCCUGUUUGUCACCAGCAGACAACAAUUAUGACGAAACUCUCAGUACUCUGCGAUAUGCCAACAGAGCUAAGAAUAUCAAGAACAAGCCUAAGAUUAAUGAAGAUCCUAAAGAUGCUUUGUUACGUCAAUAUCAAGAAGAGAUAGAGAAGUUAAAAGCUAUGUUAAUGGGAAAGAUUCCUCUAUCAGCUGAUAACGAGCUAGAGGCAGAGAAAGAAAGAUUAAGAGAUGAGUAUGAACGAGAAAUGAAUAAUAUGAAAGAGAUGUAUGAAGCUGAGAAAUCUAAUAAGGGUAAAUUAGAAGAAGAUAUGCAAAAACUGAGAUCUUUUUAUGACAAUAAACUACAAGAUGUUAAUGGACAAAGUUUAUAUUAUUGUAGAUUGUUAGAACUAGAGAACCAGAUGGUAGGAGGGGAAAAUGUUGGGAAUAAAGAGAUAAAAGAAAAGAGAAGCAAAAGAAAGAAAUUUGCAGAAGAAAAGAGAUUGAAGUUAGCAGAGGCAGUGGCUAAAAUGGAUGAUGAUGGUAUUAUGUUGAAGUUAUUUGAUAACGUUCAUGAUGAAUUAAAGGUUAAAAAUAAAUUACUUGAUCAUGAAAAGGAGAAGGUUUUAGGUUUGGAGAGAGAGAUAUUAGAUUUGCAGUCUGAAUUUGAGUUUGAUAGAGUUGACUAUUUAGAUACAAUGAGGAGACAAGAGAAACAGAUGAAAUUGCUGGAGUCUUUAUUAGACAGAAUCCAACCUUGUAUUCGUAAAGAUGCUAACUAUAGUAAUUUAGAUAGAAUCAAACUAGAGUGUAAAUGGGAUAGUGAAAAUGAAAGAUGGAUACUCCCUAAAGUACAAAUUGAACGAACAGCUUUACCAUCUACAGGUACAUUAGCAGUUUUUUUAAGGCAUUGUAAAGAGUUUUUUUAA